AUGCGGUACGAAGCUAAGAUGAUGCCGAUGUUCCUGACCGUGUACCUCAGCAACAAUGACCAGCACUUCACUGAGGUCCCCGUCACCCCGGAGACGCUGUGCCGGGACGUGGUGGAGCUGUGUAAAGAGCCGGGGGAGAUGGACUGCCACCUGGCCGAGGUGUGGCGAGGCUCUGAGCGUGCGGUGGGAGAUGGAGAGAGGAUGCUGGACGUACUGCAGCGGUGGGGCCAGCACAGAUCCGAAGUGCGCUUCUUCCUACGCCACAACCGGGCCCCCAGCCGCGAGUCGGGCGGUUCCAGAGGUUCAGAGCCCAAAAGGAAUGGAGUAAAAGGGCCACCUGACAGAAGGAUGGAGAACGGGAUUGGCACGCCUCGGAUGGACAUGACAUUGGCUGAACUGCAGGAAAUGGCGGCACGGCAGCAGCAGCAGAUCGAAUCCCAACAGCAACUGCUAGCAUCUAAGGAGCAGCGUCUGCGGUACCUGAAGCAGCAGGAGCAGAGGCAGCAGCAGCAGGCGUCUGAGCAGGAGAAGCUGCAGCGCCUUCGCGAGAACAUAGACAACCAGGAGAGCCGCCUCAAGAAGGUCCGGGCCCUCAAGGGACAGGUGGAGCAGAAGCGCCUCAGCAAUGGCAAGCUGGUGGAGGAGAUCGAGCAGAUGAACAGUCUGUUCCAGCAGAAACAAAGGGAGCUUGUGCUCGCUGCCACCAAGGUGGACGAGUUGAGCCGCCAGCUGCAGCUCCUCAAAAGUGGCAAGAUGGAGGGUUUCCAUGACAGCCAGUCGUCUGUGGCCGAGCUGGACCGCCUCUACAAGGAGCUGCAGCUGAGAAACAAACUGAACCAGGAGCAGAACUCUAAGCUGCAGCAGCAGAGGGACAGUCUGAACAAACGGAACCUGGAGGUGGCGGCCAUGGACAAGCGGAUCACCGAGCUCCGGGAUCGACUGUACAAGAAGAAGGCUGCGCUGCAACAGAAGGAGAACGUUCCGCCUCAGAAGAGCGUCAGCACAGACCUGCCACACUCCAAUAAUGGCUUCCCUGGUAGAGAGAGGGCAGCAAAAGACAUUCAUCUGCAGUUGCCGUCUGAAGGCCAGAACCCGCAGCAGUCCGGCCCCUCUCGUGUGGCUGCCGUGGGGCCCUACAUCCAGUCCUCCACCAUGCCCCGUGGACCGUCCAGGAGCGACCUGCUGGUGAAGCCCGCCUACCCUGACGGGACGGCCACACUGCCCACACACGAGCCCCAGGGAAAGGCUGCCACCGGAUCAUCAAAGCACGGAGAGUGGAGUCCCUCUGGUCCCGAUGCAAACUCCAUCAGCAGCCGUGGCUCUGCGUCCACACUGCCCCGAAUGCCCUCACACAGCACCCCCACACCAGACCUGGAUGACCCAGAGCUGAAGAGGGACAAAAAGGCCCGGCCAGCUUCCAUGUUUGAGCCCACAGACUUCCAGGCCAACGCCCUCCGCAAGAACCAGAGCAGCGACGACCUGGUCCGGGACGCACAGUCCGCCUCCAAACCGGUCAAGGUGCCUCCUCCGGUCCCUACGAAACCCAAGGGCCCUGCUGUCCUCCCAUAUGGCAAAGCGGCCCUGCACACCGGCACCUUCCCCAAAACCAAGCAGCCACAGCCAGGCCCCGGCCGCUCCCCUCUGCCCCCGUCCCAGAGCCAGACCCUGCCCCUGCCCUCCAAACAGGAGCUUCCCCCCGCCGCCACGGUCAGGCCCUUCACUCCGGAGCUCCCCAAGGACCGGAUGGGCAAACCAAAGACCCUGGACGCCAACUCCAUCUACUCCAUGUACACGCAGCAGUCCGGCAUCCAGGGGGCGCUGAGCCGGGCACAAGGCCGCACCAAUGGCUUCACCAGCGUGUACGGCAAACCGGUCUUCUCGGGCUCCCAGUACCCGGAGAACCCAUACCUGGACCGCCGCUCUCCCACUGAGAACGAGGUGGACCACAACAGCAUCCCCACGCCCGCACAGACACCUGCCCACCCCGAGACUGAGCGCAUACCCCGGCCCCUCAGCCCCACCAAGCUGCUCCCCUUCAUCUCCAACCCGUACCGCCACCAGAGCGACGGCGACCUGGAGGCGCUGAGGAAGAAGCUCUACAACGCUCCCAGACCGCUGAAGAAACGCAGCUCCAUCACAGAACCCGAGGGACCAGCCGGGCCAAACAUCCAGAAACUGCUCUAUCAGAAAACCACUCUGGCUGCCAUGGAGACGACAGUCACUCCGACCACCCCGGCCUUCGCUAUGGAGCCGGAGAAGAUGCCGGAAAGCGCUCCCGUCCCUGUCAACGGGGAGGACGACAGCCACCCAAAACACGUCGAAGAAGCCCCGCCCACUGAGCCGGCUCGCCCAGAACCGGUCACCACGCCGUCGAUAGUUAUUGGCAGAGGAGGUGAAGAAAUCAUCCCUCCGCCCCCGCCCAGCCACCCAGCGCCACGGCCAGAGCAUGUGGCCUUCCCCCCACCGCCUCCGCCCUCCUCUGCCGGGGAGGAGAUCCACGUGCAGGUGCCCAGUAUGCCCCCUCCUCCCCCACCUCCAGAGGGCUUCCUGGAGGAGUUCCCACCCUACCCGCCCCCUCCCUAUCCCAGCGGGGCGGAACAGGACAGCCAGAGCGAGGAGAGCAUGAAAGCCCCGGAAGUCACGGGACAAGUCACUCUGCCACCGGGUAAAAGGACCAACCUUCGCAAACUGGGCUCCGAGCGCAUCGACCACAGCAUGAGGGUCAAGUUCAACCCGCUGGCUCUGCUGCUGGACUCUUCGCUGGAGGGAGAGUUUGACCUGGUCCAGAGAAUCAUCUACGAAGUGGAAGACCCCAGCCUGCCCAACGACGAGGGCAUCACUGCUCUGCACAAUGCGGUCUGCGCCGGUCACACAGAGAUCGUCAAGUUCCUGGUCCAGUUCGGGGUCAACGUUAAUGCGGCCGACAGCGACGGAUGGACGCCGCUGCACUGCGCCGCCUCCUGUAAUAACGUGCAGGUGUGUAAGUUCCUGGUGGAGUCUGGCGCCGCCGUGUUCGCCAUGACCUACAGCGACAUGCAGACGGCGGCCGAUAAGUGUGAGGAGAUGGAGGAGGGCUACACCCAGUGCUCCCAGUUUCUCUACGGCGUGCAGGAGAAGAUGGGCAUCAUGAACCGGGGCGUGGUGUACGGCCUGUGGGACUACAGCGGCGAGAACACAGACGAGCUGCUGUUCAGAGAGGGAGACUGCAUGACCAUCCUGCGGAGGGAGGACGAGGAGGAGAUCGAGUGGUGGUGGGCGCGCACGGGCGACAACGAGGGCUACAUUCCACGCAACCUGCUGGGGCUCUACCCCAGGAUAAAACCAAGACAGCGGAGCCUGGCCUGA
This is a messenger RNA of Knipowitschia caucasica, 3345 nucleotides long. Lineage: Eukaryota; Metazoa; Chordata; Actinopteri; Gobiiformes; Gobiidae. The record is from the annotation of a GenBank genome assembly.